Molecule: messenger RNA, 1689 nt
Organism: Paramecium tetraurelia
Lineage: Eukaryota; Ciliophora; Oligohymenophorea; Peniculida; Parameciidae
Exons: 4
Source: RefSeq, a predicted model, not a curated record
AUGAAUAAUAAUUAAACUUCUCAUGAAAAUUAAUCUUGUAAACACGGCAAGAAAUCUUUUUCCAUAACUUCUUUGUAAGCUGAUCCAAACAAACUGAGGAAUAAUAAAAUACUCAGCAAUAACAUUCAAAUAAGUCGAGGUGAUUCUAUGAGUCGAUUGUCAUACGUUGACAAAGAGGAUUACAUCGAUCAGCUUUAAAAGUUAAAAAAGGAUAAUAAUGUCCUACGAGUUGAGCUUAAGCAAGUUAAGUCUUAACUUAUGUAUUAUCAGAAAGAACUCGAUAGUUUAUAAUCAUAAUGUUAGGAAUCUGAUAACAUUUCCAUCCCACUUCAAUAGCAAGUCAAAAUCAAAUAACUUCUGAAGACUCUUCAACAAAAGGAAACAGAAAUCGAUUAACUCAAGAAACUAUUGAAAAUGGAUCAACUCAAUGAACAACAAGAAUAAUUGUAAAAAUUAAGAGCACUAUGUGAAAUACAAAAGUAGAAACUUCUCAACAGUGAAACUGAAAUAAUCAUUCCCUCUAAAACCAAUGUCUUACGAAAUUUGGAGGAAGACAAUAUUCGAUUAGUUUAAAUUGUAACUGCCCUUGAAGAAAAGUUGAAGGGCUUUGAUUAGAUUAAAAAAUAAAAUACUAUAUUUUAAAGCAAAAUUUAGAACCAAUAAAAGCUAAUUCUCCAAUUGUAGUUAGAAAUCAGAUAGUACAAAGAUAGAGACACCAUCUUCGCUAGUAAGGUUACUUAAUAGAAUAAGCAAGAAAACUUGAUUUAAAAAUUAACGACUGAGAUCAACAAAUUAAGUCAAUCAAGUCAGAAUCAAUAAACCUAAAUUGAUAAUCUAAUGGCAAAUCUUUCAAAUCAGUAAGAUAAAUAUGAGAAGAUAAUUAUGGAAAAAGAAGAGGAAGUCUUGACCUUGAAGAUUAAAAUCGAGAAUCUUAAUAAGAUGAUGAAUGAGGAUCACUCAGGACUUUCGGAACAGAGAAAUAGAAAGAACAGUAAGCAUACACCCUUAUUCAAACCGUCUUCGUUUGCCAACAUAAGUGGCAAUUUCAAAUUGAAUUAAGACUUUGUUCUUUCCUCUUAGAGAUCUCAGAGUGCAACGCAACGCAAGAAAUUAGUCUUGAUUACAAAACAGGAUCUCCAACAAGUUAUCAAAAUUCUAAAAUAUCAAUUACUUAUUAAUGGAAUCACUCUUAAUAAUAUCGAUUAACAUUUGUUCUGUUAGAUUUCAUAGGAAGAGGAUGUCCAAUUGAAAGAUUUGGUUGAGUCCUUACAGAGGUCUACCUUUAAGUUGAAUUAUCAAUAGGCCCAUUAAUUAGGUCUUUAUUUGAUGGAUUCAGAGGAUGGGAACGAGACACAAUCCAAAUAGAGGAUUCGUAGCAUAUUCAAAACUUUAGUUGAUAAUUAUCAAUUGCCAUCAGUUUAGGAGAUUGCUAACAUUAAAAAAGAGCUUUCACAAAUGUUUAAUGAAUAGGAAUACCAAUAGAUAAAGAGUCAGUUGGUGGUCAAAUUCGGACAUCAAAUAAAGAGGCUGCAGAUAUAUGAUUUGUUUGAGUUAUUGUAAUUGAAGGAUAUCAAAUUAUCGAAGCAGAUAAAGGAGUACAUGGAGGCUAUGUUUUUUAAGUUGAAUGAUCAAACACCUAAUGUGUUUUAGAUUGAUUAAUUGCAAUUGAUUUACUGUGAUGAUGUGUGA